CACAGCUGCACAUUUAUAUAAUGCCGCAGGUGUUUAUACCAUCUCCAUUGAAUGUCAGACCAGCAAAAGCCAUUGGGCUGUUGACAGGAACGACAUUAUACUUGAGCCAAUUAAUCAAAUGGAUGGUUUGCGAUGUUUCAGCCCCAGACAAUUGGACACAAUUCUUAACUGCGCUGUUCGUUAUGGAGACACGUUGUGGAUUCAGACAAAAAAUGACACUGGUUUUGAUAUGAUCUACACUGCAUCAGUUGGAAAUGUUGUUCUUCAGGCAUCCACUCUACUACCAGGAGUUAUCCCUAUUGAUCAAUCUUCACAGUUGCUUAUUGGGCCGGGCCGACAUAAUGUGACUGUAACCGCAACAAAUAGUUCGACGGAGAUAUCUCAGAAUUUGACAAUUUACCUUCUUGUUGAGAUCAGUGGCUUGCAAACAACGUUAGAGCCACCUGUCCUGAAACCUGGCGAUAAUGUCACUGUACAGGUGUCUGUAUCUGAGGGUGCACCAAUAAACCUACAGUUUGAUUUUAUUAAUUCUUAUAAUAUUUCAACAUAUACAGUGGAGAGCUCAACUGGGAUACUUCCAGUUUAUACAUUUCCAAUUAACCAGGAAGGCACAUUUCUUGUGACAGUCACUGCUUCGAACUUCAUAUCUGUUGACCAACAUGUCGCUGGACAUGUCAUUGUCACAAACAAUCUCUCCAAAAGGAGCAUUGGAAAAGAUUCACAAAGUGGUGCCAGAAGAAAAAGAUCAUUGCCGGAAAAUUUACGAAUUUGCACUGCAAGAUGCCCAAUACCAGAUUCAGAUCCAACAGAGAGAUUAUUGAAAGAUCUUCCAAACACUGAGGAUUUUUUUACCGAAGUUCCCACCGAUGAACUCACACAGGCCAUAGAGAAUGUCCUACAGAACUUUUCUUCGAUAGCUAUGAAUUCAUCCACAACAAAGGGAAUAACAAAAGCAAAUACAUAUCUUAAUUUUAUUACCUCUCAACCAGACAAAAUGACGGUUACAUCGCAGGACAAAGCCAGUGAUUCACUCCUGACCCUGAGUGACAAGUUGGACAAUCUUCCUGUUCUGAAACCGAGUGACAUCAUGUGGAAACUGGCUGCAGCAAAGUCAGGUCUCUAUGGAAUUAGCAAUCUGAUAAAUGCUUCAAUGACAAUAAAUGACUUGGAUAUGAAAGAAAAGAUGGCAAACGUAUCUGAGAUUCUCCUGAAAUCCAUGGAUAAAAUACAUUCUUCUCUUGAGAGUCUCAUACAUGAAGAGGACCCUACACUGAUUUUCCAUACAGAUUCCUUCAGCAUGAUCUUAAACAGGUACAACUCAAGUGAAUUGAAAACGAGCAAUGUUAACACUUCAGAAAAAAAUCCGUUCAGUUGCACUUUUCCAGAUACUGCAGACUUCCAGGAUAUUUCAGAUAAAUAUAUUCAAAUUAGGAUGGUGAAUUAUAGAGAAAAUCCUUUAAUCUGGCUCGAGCAAAGUAAUGUCAGUGGACCAAUGACCAAUAUAUCUUUGUCUUCAAAUGGAACUGAAGUAAAGAUUGAGAAUUUAUCCGAAACCUUUGAGAUUAUACUUCCCAGAUCCAAUGCAACGCAGUCUUUCUCAGAUACAUCUACCACAUUUACAAACCCGAUCUUACAAGGGUUCCAUGUAACAGAUACUGAGUCAACGUUAGUUAUCUCCGUAGCGACUGAACCGGUUACUUCAGUGCAACUAUAUCUUGGAUAUGAAUACAAACCCAAUGAGACCCUGUAUGAGUUUGAAACAAGCUUCUUUCCAGGAAAUGACAGCGAAGCCAACAUCUCCAGUUGGGUCAUUCAUCCUGAAAUGUUAAUGGGAAGGAAUGGAACUUAUUACUUGACAGCCAAGCCUCUCCUGAAAGCAAAUGUGUCUGAGGUCAAUGCUACAACAUUUACCAUAACCACCUUCAGUGCUAAGUGCUUGUAUUGGGAUGAAGUGCAGCAUUUUUGGUCAAUGCAAGGAUGUAAGGUGGGCCCAAGAACAAACCCAGAAAGGAUCCAGUGCCUCUGCAAUCACUUCAGUUUAUUUGCGACCUCUUUCAUUGUUUUGCCCAAUACAGUGGAUAUCACAGAAACAGUAGAAUUGUUUUCUAAGGUCAAAGACAACUCUGUGGUUGUCUCAUUACUGGCUGCUGUAGUUGGAGUGUACAUCAUCUUGGUUAUAUGGGCUCGGGCAAAGGACAGGCAGGAUUUAGUGAAGGUGAAAAAAACUCUUCUUGCAGAUAAUGAUCCCUUUGCCAAAUACUUUUACUUGGUGAAAGUCUUCACUGGGCAUCGAAGAGGAGCAGGAACUACAUCUAAGGUAGUAAUAACACUCUAUGGUUCAGCCGGCUGCAGUGACUCCCAUCAUUUAUUUGACCCAAAGAAACCAGUAUUUCAGCAAAGUUCAGAAGAUGAAUUUCUUCUUGCUACCCCCUUUCCGCUGGGAGACCUCACCAGCAUCAGACUGUGGCAUAAUAAUUCCGGAUCCAGCUCAUCCUGGUACAUUAAUCACGUAAUUAUACAAGAUCCCGAAACAGAACAGCGAUGGCUUUUCUUCUGCAAUUGCUGGUUGGCAGUUGACUUUGGAGAGUUUAGUCUUGACAAAGUUUUCCCUGUUGCUUCCGAGGCAGAAAUGAAAGACUUCCGCAACUUGUUCUUCAUGAAGACAGCUGAAAGCUUCACCGAUCAACAUAUCUGGUUUUCUGUGAUUGCUCGUCCUCCAAGGAGUUCCUUCACCAGAGUCCAGCGGGUUUCCUGCUGCUUUUCCCUCCUGCUCUGCACAAUGCUGACCAACAUCAUGUUCUGGAACACAGCUGCCAAUGGAAACGAAGAGGAACUAGAUGGCAGUACUGUCACAUGGCGGGAGCUAAUUAUCGGAAUCGAAAGUGCCUUCAUUAUUUUUCCUGUGAAUCUUGUAAUUGUACAAAUUUUUCGCAACGUCCGUCCCAAACCAAUUAAGAUGAAGAAAAUGUUGAAAAAGUCAGGCGUUAUCUGUGACCCAUCAGGGUGUCAACGGACACCUGAGGAUUUAAUGAUAGCCAUCAAAGGGAUUGCCAGUUGUUUGCCAAGGAAACUGAAAGAUGCCAUGCCCUCCCUGGAAGAAGAUAUUAGAAACACUGAUGACAUGAAUAAAUUGUUGGCUUUAAUAGCAGACAUUAUUCAGCACUAUAAUGAAAUUGAAGAUUCUGAGACUCAGGGGACAACUGUUCCAGAUAGGGAAAAUGAUUCUUCCACUGACUCUUAUGGAAAUGUGGGUGAUGGCGAUUCAAUGUCCCGUAACCCUGAGGAAAAUGAAGACGCUGAAUUUACUGACAGCAACUCCGAGAAGCAGAAGGACCAAAUCAUGCAACACUUCUAUCACUAUGUAAAUCUUUUGCUUCAGUUUGUGGAAACUGAGCUGCAACAGAUGGGUGUGAAGAAAUUUCAGAACCCGUACACUCAGAUUCAUGCCACAGACCAAGUGCAGAAGAUGAUUCACUUUAUCAAAGCUGCAGUCAAGGCUGAAGAUGGUGAUGAUGGCGAGGAUGAUGACAGCAGUAGUACUAAUGGGGAAGCCGUGUCUGGAAGUGAAAAGCAAGGCCUUCGUCAGGAAGGACUGCCUUGGUGGUUCGUUUACAUUGGCUGGCUCCUGGUGUUCGUUACAAGUGCUGUUUCUGCAUUUUUUACCAUGCUCUACAGUUUUGAUUACGGCAAAGAACAGUCCAUUCAAUGGCUGGUGUCCAUGACCAUCAGCUUCCUCGAGAGUAUUUUGAUCAUACAACCAGUAAAGGUUUUACUUGUGGCUGCUUUUGUCGCUCUUAUUAUCAAAAAGAUUGAAAGAAAUGACACCGAGCAAAAUUUCAAUAAACAUCUUCUAUCUUCUGAAGAUGAUACACAUGACAUGUUGACUCACAAUGCCAAAAGAAGUGAUAGUACUAUUUACCAACCGCCGUCAUUGAAAAAUGUGGAGGAACUGAAAGCACUGCAUAUGAAAGAAAAGAAAAUGUAUUGCUUGGUUAAAAACAUAAUUGCACAUGUACUAUUUCUGGUGUCAUUGGCGAUUAUUGCCUAUGGUGAACGAAGUCCUCAUUCGUUUUAUUUAAACAAAGCUCUCAAUGAUAGUUUUACCAAGAAGUUCAAUGGUUCAAUAACUGUCAAUGAUUUUUACAAUUGGACUGAAGAAAUCUUAUUACCGAAUCUAUAUGGAGCUUUUGAAGGAUUUAUAACAGAUGGAAAUUCAAAGCUGAUCGGCAGCCCUCGCCUACGGCAGGUGAGAGUGAAACCAGCUCCUUGUCCUGUGCCAACGCGAUUGGUGGAUAGGAUCAAGGAAUGCCGUGCUCCCUACUCUUACAGUGAUGAAUACAUGUUGGACUUUGGAAACCUUAGUGUAUAUACAGACUCCUCAAGCCUCGGCUCCUCUUGGCGAUAUCAGAGUGAAUCGCAGUUGAAUGGAUAUCCUGUUUGGGGAAAACUGGCAGUUUAUCGAGGAGGUGGCUAUGUCGCUGAGCUGGGAACAGAAUUCAAAACUGCAUCCAGAGUUAUUAAGUUUCUGAAAGACAACAGCUGGGUUGAUAUGUACACCAGAGCCAUCUUUAUAGAGUUUACAGUCUACAAUGCCAAUGUAAACUUGUUUUGCGUAGUUACGUUGAUGCUGGAGAUGAAAGCCAUUGGUGUCUUUCUUGGCAAUAUGGAGAAGGAGAUCAUCCGGUUGUACCACUACAUUGACGGAAAUUACCCUUCCGUUAUAGGGGCACAAAUUGUUUUUAUGCUUGUGGUUAUUUAUUAUAUGGUCAUGCAGGGAAAACAGCUAAAACAGAAAAGACUGAAGUAUUUCUGGAACAAAUGGAACAUAAUUGACGUGGCCAUUAUACUGUGCAGCUGGAGUGCAUUUGGACUGUAUAUAAAACGAGCAGUGAUUGGACCUAGAGUUAUAGAGGACUACCUCCAGAAUCGGGACAGGUUCAUCAACUUCUAUGAGACUGCAAUUACUGACUCUGCCCUUGGUUACGUGAUUGCUUUCCUGGUCUUACUAGCGACCGUCAAAUUCUGGAGUCUGCUGCAUUUGAACCCGAAGAUGCACUUAAUUACUUCUUCCAUGGAGAGAGCUUGGGGUAAUCUUCUGGGACUUCUGCUCAUCAUGCUGGUGUUGCUCGUGAGCUACUCCUCUAUAUGUAACCUGGUCCUGGGUUUGAACCUCUCCUCCUACAGAACCUUCACUAGUGCAGUUGUAACAAUGGUCCGUCUACAGCUUGGAGUCUUCAACUAUGAUGAGGUGCUGAGAAGUAAUCCAGUCUUGGGUGCAUUCAUCAUCACUACCUGUGUGAUCUUCAUGACCUUCAUCCUCAUCAAUGUCUUUAUUUCUGCCCUACUCGUGUCCUUCAGUGAGGAGCGACAUAAUCCUAUGCCUUCGGAAAAUGAAGAAAUAGUUGACUUACUUUUGACAAGAUUAUGCGGCAUCGUUGGAGUUCAAAGGAAGAAGAAGAGAACGCCUCAGUCAAAUGCUGAAGUGAUGGAAUCUUUGCUCUAAGGGGAAAAGGCAAAUCACCUAAAGGAACCAAAUGGAGAAAACCAGACACCUUAUUGAAUGGUUGCAUAAUUCUGCAAAGGGGAGAAACUAUGUGAUGCAAAAGUUAAUGAAGAGUGCAGAUUAUUUCACAACAAAAAUGCAGUGCUUUUUUUUUUGAAUAAUGUCUUC
This is a messenger RNA of Amblyraja radiata (thorny skate), 5671 nucleotides long. RefSeq names its product polycystic kidney disease protein 1-like 2. Gene Ontology annotation, biological process: detection of mechanical stimulus. Bases 119 to 5503 code for a protein of 1794 amino acids. The transcript is spliced from 32 exons. Gene Ontology annotation, molecular function: calcium channel activity; calcium ion binding; protein binding. NCBI's taxonomy places the organism in Eukaryota, Metazoa, Chordata, Chondrichthyes, Rajiformes, Rajidae. Gene Ontology annotation, cellular component: membrane. The record is from RefSeq and is a predicted model, not a curated record.